Messenger RNA from Talaromyces proteolyticus, 1827 nucleotides. RefSeq lists its product as uncharacterized. The transcript has a single exon. Gene Ontology annotation, cellular component: nucleus. The record is from RefSeq and is a predicted model, not a curated record. Gene Ontology annotation, molecular function: DNA-binding transcription factor activity, RNA polymerase II-specific; zinc ion binding; DNA binding. Gene Ontology annotation, biological process: regulation of DNA-templated transcription; aflatoxin biosynthetic process. The coding region runs from base 206 to 1462 and encodes 418 amino acids. NCBI's taxonomy places the organism in Eukaryota, Fungi, Ascomycota, Eurotiomycetes, Eurotiales, Trichocomaceae.
GGGAUGUUCGGCGGCGGCCACUGGUCAGCCAGGCCCUAGUGUAUGUGUAUCCGGCGGAGUUUUCAGUCGGAGAAGGGCAAAUGAUUAUUGAUUUCUAUUCGCAGUCGGCGCAAGGGCGAUCUAUAUCAUACGCCGCCCUCCGUUUGCUGGCGCUCUCUUGCUUGCAGUAUUACGAACUUGUUGCAACCCCCCAAAAUCGACGACAAUGACAGAGGUUUCCCCGGUCCCCCCUCGAGAAGAAGCCCCUUCGCGGAUCAAACUACGGUCGGCCUGCGAUCGCUGCUCGCUCAACAAGAUCAAGUGCAGCCAGGACAAGCCUGAGUGCCAGCGAUGCAAGACGAUCGGAGUACAGUGCCAUUACAGCCGGUCGAUGCGCAUGGGCAAACCGCGCAAGUCGGCCAAGGCGAAGGCAAUGGCAAGUGCGAAUGCGAAUAAUAACAACACAAACAACAACGAAGCCUCCCGGAAGGUCGACGAUGUUCCGUUAUGGCAACAGGCAGAUAUACAUCACCCUUGGUCGACCGCCGACUGGAAUUUCGACAGCGUGCUGGCUGGACAUGAGGCCAGCAGCAGCGCCGGAGACUUUCUGCAGCCUCUUUUCGACUCCCCCGCCGAAAUUGCGCCGACCGCGUACAGCCAACAGUCCGACGACUCGUUCCUGGGAAUCUCGCCGCAGUCGCAGUCGCAGUCACAGUCGCCUGCCUCGUCCGGCCACAAUGCCACCAUAAUUAAGGACGACCCGGAAAAUGUCUACUUGUCACCAAGCAGCUACUAUGCUGCCUCUUUUGACGCCGCCUUGCUACCCCCCGCGACGACCCCGCCAGAGGGCCUGAGCCCGUCGAUGCUGAUCCCGCAGUCCAAACCACACGACUGCACCCAGCUGGCCCUGGAAACUCUGGUGUCGCUGAGUCUGCCCUCAACUGUGCAGAAAACCAGCCAAGGACAGCCGCGCCCGACCAUGGACCAAGUUCUCAGAGCGAACUGCGAAGCGAUCAAAAACACCUCCACGAUGCUGUCCUGCGGCUGCCCCAAGGACUCGUCGUUUCCCAUGCUUAUCGCUACCAUUUUCUCCAAAGCAUUGGCCUGGUACCAAGCAGCCGUCGGCUUCAACGAUGACGGCCUGUUUGAUAGUGCCUCGGCCGGCAAUGCGGCGGUCUUCAACCACGCCGUCGAAGAAGUCGUCCACCGCCCCAUCUCCGUCGGCGGCUACGAGCUGGACGAUGAAUCCUGCGAUCUGAUGAAAUUCCAGCUCGUCUUGAGCCGAUUGCGGAUGAUGUCCAAGCCAAUUAAGCAGUACCUCGAUAUGUAUGCUCCCUCAGGAAGCUAUCCCUCCCCGUCAUCUGAUGCCAAACCCGCCGUAUCAACCGUCAGUUCCAUGCAAGUGUUUUUGACAAUGGGCAUUUUUGUGCAAAGUCGACUACAGCAUACAAUUGAUGAAUUGCAGUCCAAAGUGUCUCAGUGACUGCCACUCGUCAAUUGUUGUUUUGCUACUCGUUUCGUCAAUUGACUCGGUGUUACAUAUGUAUGAGCUGGCCUCGGGAGUUUCUAGUUUCUUUUAGCGUGGGGGAAUUUUCAACAAAGCAUAGCGAGGCGAAGGGUUCCAAGAUUUUUUUACGAUCUCAACGAUUAAUGACUGGACAUGGCUUCUUUCUUUUUUCAAAAUCUGUCCAAUGAACUUUGACUUCAACGUGGUUACACGAAUGGAGACAAUUUAACAUGUAUCUAUAUAUCGAUCUAUAUGGCAACGUUCGUCGAAUAUUACGUCGUCUACACGAAUACAGUGGUUUGGACUACUGCCGCAUAAACAAUUGACAACUGGAAUUCGUC